GCUAGCCGCCUAUAAAGUUGGUUGUGCCUUCACCCUCACCCUGAAGGUGACAGUUCCUUGGAGCAUUCCCUGAUCUUCUCUGGGGUCCUGGCUCCAGAGACCACUCUUCCCAGCUCAGUUCAGCACCUCUUCACAGCCACAGCAGCCACCUUGCCAUCUCUACGCUGAUCAUGUUUUCUGUGAUUGGACUCUCCAUCCCCAUCUCGACCACAGAGCUUCUACUGGCCUCCACUAUCUUCUGCUUGGUAUUCUGGGUGGUCAGGACCUGGCAGCCUCAGGUCCCCAAAGGCCUGAAGAGACCACCAGGGCCCUGGGGCUGGCCCCUGCUUGGUCACAUUCUGACCUUGGGGAAGAACCCGCACCUGGCACUGUCGCGCCUGAGCCAGCGUUAUGGGGACGUGCUGGAGAUCCGCAUUGGCCGUGUACCUGUGCUGGUGCUCAGUGGCCUGGACACCAUCCAUCAGGCCCUGGUGCGGCAGGGUGACGAUUUCAAGGGCCGGCCUGACCUCUACAGCUUCACCUUCAUCAGUGGUGGCCAGAGCCUGACCUUUAACCCAGACUCUGGACCAGUGUGGGCUGCCCGCCGACGCCUGGCCCAGAGUGCCCUGAAGAGUUUCUCCGUAGCCUCAGACCCAGCUUCCUCAUCUUCCUGCUACCUGGAGGAACACGUGAGCAGUGAGGCUGAGGCCCUCAUUAGCAAGUUCCAGGAGCUGAUGGCAGGGGUUGGACACUUUGACCCCUACAGGUGUAUAGUGGUGUCAGUGGCCAAUGUCAUCUGUACCAUGUGCUUUGGUCAGCGCUAUGACCAUGAUGACCAAGAACUACUUACUUUAGUCAACAUGAAUAAUGAGUUUGGGGAGGUGGCUUCUUCCGGAAACCUGGUUGACUUUCUUCCUUUCCUCCGUUACCUGCCCAACCCUGCCCUGAGUAUCUUCAAGGACGUGAAUAAGAAGUUCUUCAUCUUCAUGCAGAACAUGAUUAAGAAACACUAUAAAACAUUUGAGAAGGGCCACAUCCGGGACAUCACAGACAGUCUGAUCGAGUACUGUCAGGACAAGAGGCUGGAUGAAAAUGCCAAUAUCCAGCUUUCGGAAGACCAGAUCGUUGGUAUUGUCCUGGACCUCUUUGGAGCUGGGUUUGAUACAGUCACCACUGCCAUUUCUUGGAGCCUCUUGUACCUGGUGACAAGACCCAAUGUGCAGAAAAAGAUCCAGGAGGAGCUCGACACAGUGAUUGGGAGGGCGCGGCGGCCCCGGCUCUCUGACAGACCCCAGCUGUCCUAUAUGGAGGCCUUUAUUUUGGAGACCUUCCGACACUCCUCCUUUGUCCCCUUCACCAUCCCCCACAGUACCACCAGAGACACGAGUCUGAGAGGCUUUUACAUCCCCAAGGGGCGUUGUGUCUUUGUGAACCAGUGGCAGGUCAACCAUGACCAGAAACUGUGGGACAACCCAUCCGAGUUCCGGCCAGAACGAUUUCUCACCCCCAAUGGCACUAUCAACAAGGAACUGAGUGAGCAGGUGAUUCUCUUUGGCCUAGGCAAGCGGAGGUGCAUCGGUGAGACCAUUGCCCGCCUCGAGAUCUUUCUUUUCCUGGCCAUCCUAUUGCAUCAGGUAGAAUUCAGCAUGCCACCAGGUGUGAAGGUGGACAUGACCCCCAUCUACGGGCUUACCAUGAAGUAUGUCCGCUGCGAGCACUUUCAGAUGCAGGUUCGCUCUUAGGGAGCUGAGAGCCCUGCAGAGCCAUGUACCUGUAAAAGCUUCUCAGACUUGUGUUUCUGGUGGUACUGGGGAGGGAGAAAGCUCAGUUAAGAUCAGGGUCACAAUGAGAUUCCCCUAUUUCACAUACUGUCUUCCUUCCACCAGCCCUGCUCUGGUACAUGGACUAAAGUAAGGCCUUGAACCUGUAUCCCUUGGCCUGUCUGCCCAGAUAGGCCAAGGUGAGCCCAGGGGGUUCUAAGUUUUGGCUUGAAAGCCACAGAUAUUGGACUGGCUGAUUUUUUGCUGUCUGGCUGUAGGCAAGCCUAAGGGAUCAUGUCUGCUUCCUACGCUGGACUUUCCCCUCUGCAUACUGAACACAGACAGUAGACACUGUAGGGGCCACACAGGAGCAAUGAAGCCUUCGGAAGUAGUGCUUGAGCUAGGAGGUCUGACAGGGUCAGGAGGUUCCCUGGCCUCUGGAAACCUUUGAAGAGCUCUUUGGAAGGCCUGGGUCCAACAGCUAGCUGGCUCUCUGUGGGGGCUGACUGGCCUGAGAAACAUUUAGAACAAGCCACAUCGAGGCCUAUACAAUCUCUUUGACAACUGGGAGCCAUCAAGAGUGAAAGAGGCAGCCCAGGAUACUGGCACAAAGGUGGUCUCCUUACUUGAACAAGGCUGAGGAAUCCGACUACAUGGGCCUGGGACACUGUGCCUGAGGACAUUGCCUUCCUCUCUUCAGGCAGGAACAGUGAUGCCUCCUGACCUUAUGAGGCCUCUGUUCCUGUCCAGGAGGAGCUGGGGACCUGUGUCUUAGAAGAACACAGGGCAGAGAGAGUCCUAUAUCUAGGCACCAGGACCAGAUGGGGGGUGAGGGGAAUGUGAUUCAAUCACUAUCUGUUGGUGUCCUUUCUCUAUGACCUGUGUUAAUGUGUCUUUUUAAAAAUGUUUGUAUGCAAGGAGUUUUUUAUUUUAGCCUGCAUUGUACUUGCAUGUUUGCACUUACCAUAUGUAAAAGCUUAAGAACAAUUUAUUGAAUACAAUAGAGCAAAUUCAUACCUGUGUACCUGGAAAUGUGUAGGAAACAUCUUUCUGAGCUAAAUAAAGAUAUGCAGAAGUCCUA
This is a messenger RNA of Pteronotus mesoamericanus, 2820 nucleotides long. RefSeq names its product cytochrome P450 1A1-like. The transcript is spliced from 7 exons. Gene Ontology annotation, molecular function: oxidoreductase activity, acting on paired donors, with incorporation or reduction of molecular oxygen, reduced flavin or flavoprotein as one donor, and incorporation of one atom of oxygen; iron ion binding; steroid 17-alpha-monooxygenase activity. The record is from RefSeq and is a predicted model, not a curated record. Bases 171 to 1721 code for a protein of 516 amino acids. Gene Ontology annotation, biological process: progesterone metabolic process; hormone biosynthetic process. NCBI's taxonomy places the organism in Eukaryota, Metazoa, Chordata, Mammalia, Chiroptera, Mormoopidae.